Molecule: messenger RNA, 1689 nt
Organism: Mycena indigotica
Lineage: Eukaryota; Fungi; Basidiomycota; Agaricomycetes; Agaricales; Mycenaceae
Product: Peptidase S28
Exons: 12
Coding region: 1-1689 (562 amino acids)
Biological process (GO): proteolysis
Molecular function (GO): serine-type exopeptidase activity; dipeptidyl-peptidase activity
Source: RefSeq, a predicted model, not a curated record
AUGCGCUUGUGGGGGACGUUUAGAGAUAACAUGCUUCUCCAGCUUUCGGCCCUCACAUUUUUGUCCGUGGUUCACGCAUACCUAUCAGAUGGGCGACCUCACGCCAAUUUCCCUCGAAAAGCCACAGUCCCAGUCGUGCCUUUAGUGCAGGCUGGACCAGUCGUCAGCAAGAAUGGGACUGUUCUACCACCAUAUAAUACUACUUUCACCUUCCAACAACUUAUCGACCACAAUAACCCUUCUUUGGGCACAUUUACACAACGUUACUGGCACACCUGGGAGUUUUAUGAAGAGGGUGGUCCGAUCGUUUUGUUCACGCCUGGCGAGGCCAACGCUUCUCCUUACUUUGGCUAUUUGACGAACUCGACGAUAAAUGGGCAAAUUGCCCAGCAAGAAAGCGGAGCGGCUAUUGUUUUGGAGCAUCGGUUUUAUGGUCUCAGCAACCCACUUCCCGAUUUGAGCGUCAAAAGUCUGCGUCUACACACCAUACAACAAGCAAUUGAUGACUUGGAAUACUUCGCCAAAAACGUUGUUCUUCCUAUGCCCAACGGAGGAAAUCUCAAGCCCAACACAACGCCUUGGAUCCUCGUAGGCGGAAGCUACUCGGGAGCCUUGACGAGCUGGACGAUGGUCAACAAACCGAAACUAUUCGCUGCUGGAUAUGCAUCGAGUGCCGUUGUUGAAGCCAUUCUUGACUUUUGGCAAUAUUUCGAGCCCGAACGCUUAUUCAUGCCCGCCAACUGCUCGGCCGAUAUCCAAAAGGUGAUCGCACACGUUGAUCAGGUGUUUACUGGACGGGAUACAAAAGCCAUCCAAGCGAUAAAGGAUUCAUUCAGCAUGGGCGACGUCACCCAUCUUGAUGACGUUGCUGGUUCACUACGCAACAAUCUGUGGGACUGGCAAGGCCUGUCUCUUACCAUCGGCCCAGGGGCUCAAUUCUUCGACUUUUGUGAUGCGCUUGAGGUAAAAGACGGUGUCAGCGCUCCGGCCAGUGGUUGGGGGUUGGAUCAUGCAUUAGCUGCAUGGUCAUCAUACUGGAGCAAUACUUAUUUCCCACUCAUUUGUGGUCACCUUGAUGCAGAAGACUGUUUGGGAACCUACAACACUUCUCAAGCCUUCUGGACCGACACAUCCAUCGACAACGCUGGCAGAUCCUGGUUUUGGAUUGUAUGCAACGAAGUUGGAUUCUUACAAGAAUCAGCCCCACCAGGCGUGCCUUCUCUCGUUACUCGACUCGUCCAGCCCACAUACGAUCUCCGUCAAUGCCAACAGAUGUUCUCUGCUGCCUUCCCAAGACCUCCAAACGUUCAAAUCACCCGGACCAACAAGCUAUAUGACGGUUGGAAUGUGUCUAUCUCCAACUUGUUCUUUGCCAACGGACAACGUGAUCCCUGGCGUUAUGCAACGAUGUCGGCGCCUGGAGUGACGAUAAAAAGCACGCCAUCGCAACCUAUCGCUGUUGGAGCUGGUUACCACUGUGCCGAUCUUUUAACUCGCGAAGGCACAGCCAAUGCAGCCGUGUUAGCGGUUCAGACGGAAGCACUCGCGUCGAUAAAGAGCUGGAUUGCGGCAUGGAAACCAUCAGUCCACCGGCGAGACGGGUUUGAAGCUCGCGAGGAGGGGGCACCUUCAGAAUUGACCGGUCUGACGAAACCGCUUCAGGGGUGGUUCCGAUCGCCUGUGUUUUGA